Molecule: messenger RNA, 2109 nt
Organism: Spathaspora passalidarum NRRL Y-27907
Lineage: Eukaryota; Fungi; Ascomycota; Pichiomycetes; Serinales; Debaryomycetaceae
Exons: 1
Coding region: 1-2109 (702 amino acids)
Molecular function (GO): long-chain-alcohol oxidase activity; flavin adenine dinucleotide binding
Source: RefSeq, a predicted model, not a curated record
AUGGUUUUUCUUUCCAGCAAGAUAGAAGAUAGUCAUCUUGAUACGUUUAUUGCUUUAUCAGAUGGAUUAGUUCAUGAAACAUCAAUUGACAACAUUAAGGACUCAAUUGACCCUGAAUUCCCUGAAGACAAGUUGAGAGAAUAUGUCGAAAGUUUCACCCGUCCCUCAAACAUUCCUGAAUUCAAGGAUGCAGUUUUGCAAACGUUGAACAAAAACAGUAGUGAGUCAGCCAAGAUGUUUACCUUUGUUAUGAAUCUUUUGGAUUCAAGGAUUAUGGCACCAAUGGUUAGUGGUUCUACAACUUUAAUUCGGGAUAUGACCUUGGAACAACGUGAAAAGCUCUUGGCUUCAUGGAGAGAUUCCAAUAUCGCAUUAAGGAGAAAAUUAUUCAGAUCUGUGUAUGCAAUUACUAUCGCUACGUAUACUCGAUUAGCCAAUGAUUUACAUUUACAGGCUGUGGGGUAUCCUGGCCGAGAAUUGCGUGACACAGCCUACGAGAAGCAAGUUGUUGACGAUUUCAGGUAUGAUUUUAUGGAGAAACCAACAGCUGAUGGUCAAGAAUUGUAUUUGCCUUACAUUGACGCUAUAAUUAUUGGGUCUGGUUGUGGUGCAGGUGCAGUUGCCCAUACUUUGUCCGAAAAUGGAUUCAAGUCACUUAUUCUUGAAAAGGGGAAGUACUUCUCUAACUCAGAGUUCAAUUUUGAUGACUUGGAUGGUGUUACAAAUUUGUUUGAAGGCGGUGGAACUAUUUCUACCACUGAUCAAGAAACAUUUAUUUUAGCAGGGUCCAAUUUUGGGGGUGGAUCAACUGUCAAUUGGUCAGCAUCACUUAAAACCCCUUUCAAAGUUAGAAAGGAAUGGUAUGAUGACUUUGGUCUUGAAUUUGUAGCCUCUGAAGUUUACGAUAAAUGUCAACAAUAUGUUUGUGAUAAGAUGCAUGUGGGUACUGACAAAAUUAAACAUUCGUUCGCUAAUCAAGUGAUUAUGGAAGGAGGUGCCAAAUUGGGGUAUGCUGUGAAAGCAAUUGAUCAGAACACUGCAGGUCAGGAGCACCCAUGUGGAUUUUGCCAUGUAGGUUGCAAAUUCGGAAUCAAGCAAAGUACUCCUAAUAAUUGGUUUAGAGAAGCUGCCGUUACUGGAUCUAAAUUCAUGGAACAAGUGAAGGUUGUUCAAAUCCUUCAUUCGAAGGGGAUUGCCAAUGGUGUUCUUUGUCAAGAUACAGUUACUGGGGUCAAAUUCAAAAUCACUGGGCCUAGAAAGUACAUUGUCUCUGGUGGAAGUUUAAAUACUCCAGUGAUUUUGCAAAACUCGGGAUUCAAAAAUAGACAUAUUGGUAAGAAUUUGAAAUUACAUCCCGUCUCUGUGUUAACUGGUGACUUUGGUAACGAUGUUCGUGCCAAGCCUUAUGAAAACUCAAUUAUGACAUCUGUAUGCACUGAAGUGGAUGACUUGGAUGGAAAAGCCCAUGGUGCUAAGAUUGAAACUGUUUUAAAUGCGCCAUUUUUGCAACAAGCAUUUUUGCCAUGGUUUAGUAGUGAUGAAACUAGAAGAUCAAUGUUGCGUUAUAACAACAUGGUGUCCUUGUUGCUUAUUACUAGAGACAAAUCUAGCGGUUCUAUUCGGGCUGAUCCAGAUAGACCCGAUGCAUUUAUUAUUGAUUACCACGUUAAUAAAUUUGACCGUCAUGCUCUAAUGGUUGCUCUUCUAACAGCUGCAGAUAUGUUGUAUAUUCAAGGAGCAAAGAAAAUUAUAACUCCCUUGCCAAAUGUUCCAAUUUUUGAAAGUGACAAACUCAAGUACAAGAGAUCAAUUGAAGAUGUCGAUUAUGUUGAGUGGAGAGCUGCUGUUUCCAAGAUGAAGUUUUAUCCUUAUGGUACUUCUUUUGGUACUGCCCAUCAAAUGGCAAGUUGUCGUAUGUCUGGUAAAGGUCCCAAAUAUGGGGCUUGUGACGAGAGGGGUAGAUUAUUUGAAUGUUCAAACGUUUAUGUAGCUGAUGCUAGUAUCAUGCCAACUGCAAGUGGUGCAAAUCCAAUGAUUACUACAUAUGCCUUGUCUAGAUAUGUUGGAUUGAAUAUCGUCAAGGAUUUGACAACAAAGGCUAAAUUAUAA